Kickxella alabastrina is the source of this 1379-nucleotide messenger RNA. RefSeq lists its product as uncharacterized. Gene Ontology annotation, molecular function: RNA binding. The transcript has a single exon. Bases 76 to 1053 code for a protein of 325 amino acids. Gene Ontology annotation, biological process: tRNA modification. NCBI's taxonomy places the organism in Eukaryota, Fungi, Kickxellomycota, Kickxellomycetes, Kickxellales, Kickxellaceae. The record is from RefSeq and is a predicted model, not a curated record.
CUUCCAAAAAAAUACAUUACCUCUUUUUCACUACGACAUCCCACUCUAUUCUUUUCCUUCAGACGUUAAAUAACAAUGGGCAAAAGAUCGAGCGACAAACCGGGCCAGUCUUCAUCCCAGCAAAAGCGUGCUAAGCGCUUCCAGCCGAUGACUGACCGGUUCAAGAACUCGCAGAGCGUUUUCGAGAUUUCGCCUGGAAUGAAGGGUAUUUUUGCCACCUGCAACCGCCACAAGGAGAAGAAGAGUGCCCAUGAGACUAUUGAUCUCCUGGAGGAGUACGCGAGCAAGCUGUACCCGGGCAUCGAGGACGAAAUCAUGAACGAUGGCGAGGAAGACGAAGAUGCUGAUGCUGAUGAGAAACCCGAUGCCCCCAAGGUUGACAUCGAAGACGAAAUCGCGCGCGAAGUCGCCGGUAUGAAGUCUAAGUGGAAGCCCAAGCUCUUCCGCUACUACAACACGAUGAUCGACUGCCUCAUUUUCAUCAAGUGCCACAGGAAGAUCGACCCCGGAAAACUGGUGCAGUUCAUUUUUGAUGACCUGACCAAGACCAUGCAGCGCAAGACCAGGUUUACUGGCCGUAUUGUUCCGGCUCAGGUUACAACCACCUCGAAGCUCGAUGCAAUUGUGAAGGGUGCCACGGAAGUGGCUAGCGAGCUGCUUGCCGAAGACGCCGAGCCAUCGACGUUUGCCCUGGUUGUCAACAUCCGCUACUGCGAUGCUCUCAAGCGCGACGACGUGAUUCCCGCCGUGGCCGCUCCGCUGGACGCCAAGCACAAGGUUGACCUGAAGAAUGCAAAGUAUACCAUUGUCAUUGAGGCGUUCAAGAGCAUGUGCAUCAUUGGACUUGUCGAAGAUUUUAAUGCCCGCAGACGCCUGAACCUGCAGACUUUGUUUGACGAGCCUGAGGCCAAGAAGACUGAAUCUAAAGUUGAAGAGACCGUUGCAGAGACUGCCGUAGAGGUCGCCUCAGAAUCUGCCGCGGAGGCUGUUGCAGAGACUGUUUCUGAAGAGCCCAAGGACGCCGUUGCUGCCAUCGCAAAGGCUGAAAACUGAGUUUAUUUUUUAAACCCUUUGUCAUCAUCUCCAAAAUAAAGAGUACAAUGAAAAAGCAUGCGCAACCAGGAGCACUGCAUUUUAACAUAUUGUCUCUUCACGUCACGCGCUUUUCUUCAGUGUUGUGGAGAUGAAUGCCAAAAGAAGUGGUUGUAUUGUCCAUACCCUUACUUUUGUUUACCCGAGAAUGUAAAAUGUUCAUAAGCACGCGUGGGGAUGAAAUUCGGGAUGUAUGGGGGAAUUGGGGCAGAUGAAGGCGCAUGGGGAAAUUGAAAGUGCACACGAAGCAGGCGUGUCAUUAUAAAUUGCGGGCUGGCAUAUUGGUG